AUGGUUUGCUCCGAGGAAUCUUUGAUAAUCACAAAUUUUGUGACUAAGAUAAAGUCCACAAGCCCUUACUCAUGUGAAUUUUUGCCCAAAGAUUUGGAAUACUUCGAAAGCGACGCAGAUGUGGCCUUUUACCAGAAGUAUGUCGAAACCGGAAGAGUUGAGAAGAUAAAUAAGUGCGCUCUGGACGCGUUUUCAGUGAUUAGAGAUUUUUCACAGUCCUAUGCAGAUUUACACUGGAAUCCAGGCCUAAAAACAAUCGAUAUCUACACCUUCAAAGUUAUAUAUCCAAUUCUAAGAUCAAGCCUAGAUUGCCUAUUAAAUCAAUUAAACUCUAAUAAUACAAAUAAUGGGCAUAAUAAUAUUAAUAAUCAUCAGAUUAAUGGAAAUAAUAAAAAAUUUAGGGCAAACAAGAGUAAUAAUGGUGAAUCUACAGAUUCUGGAACAUUGACUUACGAAGGGUUAUUUCUCUUGAUAAAGACGAGUUUAGAGUUCAUUCACCCAUUGGCAUACUCAACAGACGGAGUUGUGUUAUCGCAGUUGAUUAACUUAUUGGGGAAAACAGCAUUCAAUUACGAGCUGACUAGCGCUAAUCUUGUUUGCAUAACAGUUUACCUAUGCAGGCUUUACCUUUCAGCCUUCUUCAUUAAAUUGCCAGAAAAUACCAAACUCAUUUUCAGACAACAUUCAGUGAUGUUUGAUAGAGUAAUUGCAAUUGCAGUUUCAAGACCAGAGAAGGCAUUGGAUUUCAACGUAGUCCUCUUCAUUAACAGAGUUAUAAACACUAUUUUAUAUGUGAUUAAUGGAGAAGUUAGAGUUUCCGAUAAGAUAAACGAGGAACUUGUUGUUUUUAUGAGUAAGUUUAUUGAUUUCUGGUACUGCGCAUUGGUUAGGUUUCUGAUUAAUUGCAGAAACGAGAAGUUUAUACCGGUAUCAAAUAAGGAAAACUCAACAAAAAGUGAAGAGGAAGAAAGUGUGUCAGAGUUUGAAGAAGAUGAUAGUGAGGAAGAUUACAGUGAUUCAGAAUCGAGUUCAUCCAAUUCUGAUAAUGUAACUCAAUAUAAUAGUUUAAAUAAGGACAAAGCAGAUAAAAAUGGAAUUACUAAUAAUUUGUCCACAACAGAUAAGGAUAUAUUAUUAAUAAAGAUAUGCAAGUUGAUUCACCAAACGCCAAAAUUACCACCGUCACACAGAAUGAGAUUGAUAACUCAAGUGUUAAUUAUAUUAAAUGAGACGAGUAAUACUGAGCUUCAAAUUGAAGCUAUUAAUUGUAUAGUAGUAUUGUUGGAUUUUACUAAGGAAGUUAACAGCUCAAUAUUAAAGUGUAACUUAAUGAUACUACUAAAUGCGAUUCUCAAAGUGGUGGUGGAUAAAAUUGAUAAUAGUGUGAUAGGGGUUGUGGAAGUGGUUGAUAAUCUAGAAAUUGAAAAGUUUCUAUCGAUUGUUUAUUGUACAGGACAAGUUCUACACAACCUGAUCACGUUUAAAUAUGAAUAUAACGAAGAGUUUGCAGACAAAUUCCUUUCCUCGCAAUUACAGUUAAUUGAUACCUCUAAUGAAAUUAUAAAUAAAGAUUGUGUGAAGAUAUCAUUUGAGACGAUAAGUAAUAUAAUCAAAUUGUACAAUGAAUUGAUGAAGUUGAAUGAUGAAACAAUCGAUGAGGCCAUUUCGACGAUCAUAUCCUGGGCAAUAGCUGAGAUUCCACAGAUGUAUGAAAAUGCAUUUGAACACAUUCUAAAACUAUCAGCUCCAAUUUGCUGUUUACUCUUCAAGACAAAGAAGGAAAGAAUAAUUGAAGGAAUUUCAGGUAAAUUCGGAAACAGAACAACAACGACUCAAAUCGCACUAUCAUCACCGAAACGCUGGGCAAUGGGAUCAAAAAUACUACAAUCAGCACUUUCAACAUAUUUACAAAAUCAAUCCCAAAUAACAAUUGAUGUGAUGGAUGAAGUAAAUGAAACUGGUUCUAAUCAUAUAAGCUCAUCUAACGAAACUGAUUCUAAUGAUAUUGAUUUAAAGUAUGCCAAGUAUAGUGAACUGGUUAAAUCGAUGUUUGAGACAAUGUUUGACAGUUUCUUGAAUGUUAUGGUGGAGUGCUGUGGAGAAGUUGAGCAGGAAGUGGAGAAUUGUUUGGGCUCAUACCUACUGUGUUUUGGACUUGAAGAUUAUUUAAAAAGACUCCCACUGACUAAUUUGUACGAAGUGCCAAUCACAAGUGAAAACUACCACUCGAAGUCGUACAGAUUCAUGCUGCCAGUGCUCAAAAGACAGCUGAAGGGAUUUAAGUUGUCGCUGUUCCCGGAAUACAUCUUGCCAGUCCUGAACCGAAUACAGUAUUUCGUGACAAAAACGUCCAAAUUUAAUGAAAUCGUUAGUAAUAUUACCAAUAACGGUUCAACACCAGAUACAAAUAACAGUUCUGUACCAAUUGCAACUAAUGGUGUCACAUCAGAUUCAGAUGAGUUCCAUCUCUUAACGAAGCUGCACGAGGAAUACGAGAGAAUAUACAAUGAACUGUUAUCGCUGCUGUUGCCACUGUCAAUGGACACAAAUGCCAUCACGGUGUUGACUGAAAACAACUAUUUGGUACUAAAGUAUAUAGUGGACUUGUUGAGCGGAACAGUAGAAAAGUUCAAUAUCGCCUGCAGAGUCAUUAGUAAUUUGUCAAAUCUGGAGCCAGUAGCCAUGGAUUUGAUUGGUAUAUUAGUCAAAAGGUAUAUAGAAAUUGAAGGAAGCGGCCUAAAAAAUUUGGAAACAUGGAACAUGUGUGAUGGGAUUCUCACUGCAAUAGGAAAUGUAGCUAAGUACUGUCCAUCAGAAAAUCUAUCCAAGAAUUUGCAAUCAUUUGAAAAGGCACUUGGGAAUAGAAAAAACGACUGUUUAAUUAAGCUUUCAAAGGCACUAUUACCCUCAGUACCAGGAGAACUCAAAUGCAGACUCCACCAGAACUUCUUAAAACAGCCAAGAAAUCGAUUCAUAUACAUCGCUAUUAAAACAUCGAUAGAAACCGCACAGAACUUAAUGGACACAAAUCCAGAAAUGGUUGAGAAAGUUCACGCAGAUUUAGCAAAAGAAGAGUUGGCAAGUCAAAACGGGAAUAACGUCGAUUACGACGUCGAGUUUGUAAAGUCGGUGGUGAGCAUCGAAGGAAUGACAGAGUUGGUGAAGUACUUGGAACUUUUAAGCGAAACAGUUGAUACUUCCAAGCAGAGAAUUUUAUGUUUGCAUAGUUACACAAAACUUCUACACUUUGUCAAGACGAAUUUUACAAAUGUCAGCUAUAGCAAAUUGGUGAAUCUGGUCACAAACCCACUCAUUUUCGAGUCAAUUAUCAACAGCUAUAGCACUAACAAAGUUAAUAGGACGUGCGCGUUCUCGAUAUACGAACUACUCUGUCUCAUCAACAAGCACGAUGACGUCCUCAAAAUCACAAUCUCCACCAUGUAUUAUAAUCACAACAACGUCAAUAAAGACUGCGAAUUGAUAAAUAUCGGAAUAGUGAAGCUGCUGUGUAAUAUAUAUUCAAAGAGUUUUGAUAAAUUCGACAACUUUGAAACAAUUCGACUAGUAAUAUACCUGAGCACAAGAAUACCGACCGUGACGACAAGAUUCUAUGUCCAGAUUCUGAAAUUCUUUAGAAUAGUUAUGGUGAACAUGAACCACGACAAUUUGGUGAAGCUGACGCCGAACAUAAUGAAACUGUUCAACAACGAAAAGUGCUGCUUAAAGGCGAAGAUCUACGUCAGAAGACUAGUGGAGAAGAUGCUAACGAGACUUAACAGAGAUUACUUCUGCUCAGUUUUCCCCAAGGAACACUUUUCGCUGGUCACGAACAUCAUUCAGACAAGGAACCGAAGGUUCAACAAGGCAAUCUACUCAUCUCAAAAGGGUACUAAAAACGCUGAGGAAGAGGAUGAAGAUGAGUAUGAGGAGUCGAUUUUGAAUAGAGACGAUGGUGAACCAAUAGUGGUACCAGAUGAGGAAGAUAGUGAUAAGGAAAUGUAUAUAAAACCGACUGUAAGAAAGAUACGGGAAAGGAAGACUGUUUUCAACCCGAAACCUACGAAUUUUAGCUACAUUAAACUUAACAGAAGAGCCCCCAAAAAGGAACAGAUCAAGGUCCUCAAAAACAUCAUGAAGAAUAAAAAUAAAUAA
Molecule: messenger RNA, 4152 nt
Organism: Theileria annulata
Lineage: Eukaryota; Apicomplexa; Aconoidasida; Piroplasmida; Theileriidae
Exons: 3
Coding region: 1-4152 (1383 amino acids)
Source: RefSeq, a predicted model, not a curated record